AUGAUGUUGAGGACUACAACUCAGCGCGGACUUCGCUCUACGGCGGCGAUCCGAACACUUUCAACAAGAUCAGCGGCGGCGGCGGCGAGAGCAACCCGCACAGGCUUCUCUGUCACCCCGACAAGGGUGACUGGCGCAACAACGUCGGCUCAGCGAUGCUUCGCGACCUCCUUCAGUCGCUCUUUCAGCAGAUCACAAAGGCGGGCGCAGGCGACAAGCAAAUAUACAGCCUCUCCUGUGACCGACGGCGAAUACCACAAGCUCUCGAAUCAUGCGCUCGACUCGUUGACCGAGACGUUCGAAACGCUCCUAGAAGAAGCAGAUGUUGACGCGCUGGAAGAGACAGCUAGAGCCAAGCAUCAAGGUGCAGUUCGAGGCUCGCCCGCUUCCGAAUGGGACAUCGAAUGCGCCGUGAGUCUUCUCUCUCUCUCUUCUUCGUUCGAUCGGCACAUCCGACAAAGAGCAACCGGUCACAUUACUGACCCCAAAACUCUCCCACGCCUCACCUUCUCAUCAAUACAGUCCGGCGUGAUGAACCUAAGAUGCGGAGUUCACGGCACCUGGGUGAUCAACAAGCAGCCUCCGAACAAGCAAAUUUGGCUUUCAAGCCCAAAAAGCGGACCGAAGCGAUUCGACUACGACGCAGAUAGCAAGACAUGGUUCUGCUUCAAGGAGGGCGAAACUUGGACGCUCCACGAGAUCUUGCAAGGCGAGCUGUCGCAGGUCUUUGAUACCGAGGUGGAAGUGCUGCUCGAGGACGAAUGA
Molecule: messenger RNA, 765 nt
Organism: Pseudozyma hubeiensis SY62
Lineage: Eukaryota; Fungi; Basidiomycota; Ustilaginomycetes; Ustilaginales; Ustilaginaceae
Exons: 2
Coding region: 1-765 (254 amino acids)
Biological process (GO): iron incorporation into metallo-sulfur cluster; intracellular iron ion homeostasis
Cellular component (GO): mitochondrion
Molecular function (GO): 2 iron, 2 sulfur cluster binding; ferroxidase activity; iron chaperone activity
Source: RefSeq, a predicted model, not a curated record